GCGGCCGCGCCUUCGGGCCGCGCAGUUCUCUGCAUCUCUGGUGGUUUACCCAAGCCUACAAAUAUCACCUUCUUAUCCAUAAAUAUGAGGAAUAUCCUACAGUGGAGCCCACCAGAGGGCCUACAAGGAACUGAAGUUACUUACACUGUGCAGUAUUUCAUAUAUGGGCAAAAGAAGUGGCUGAAUAAAUCCGAAUGCAGAAAUAUCAGUAGGACCUGCUGUGAUCUCUCUGUGGAAACUUCUGAUUACGAACACCAAUAUUAUGCCAAAGUUAAGGCCAUUUGGGAAACGAAUUGUUCCAAAUGGGCAGAAACUGGACGAUUCUAUCCAUUCUUAGAAACACAAAUUGGCCCACCGGGGAUCGCUUUGACGACAGAUGAGAGAUCCAUUUCCAUUGUUCUGACGGCUCCAGAGAAGUGGAAGAGAAAUCCAGAAGACAGUUCUCUUUCCAUGCAACAGAUAUACUCUAAUCUGAAGUAUAAUGUGUCCGUAUAUAAUACUCAAUCUAAUAGAACGUGGUCCCAGUAUGUGACCAACCACACGCUGGUGCUGAGCUGGCUGGAGCCAGACACUCUGUACUGCGUCCACGUGGAGUCCUUCGUCCCAGGGCCUCCUCGCCUCGCUCGGCCUUCUGAGAAGCUGUGUGUCCAUACUUUGAAAGACCAAACAUCAGCAGUGAAGGUUAAAAUCAUCUUCUGGUAUGUUUUGCCCAUAUCUGUCACAGUGUUUCUUUUUUCUGUGAUGGGCUACUCCAUGUACAGAUAUAUCCAUGUUGGCGAAGAGAAACACCCAGCAAAUUUGAUUUUGAUUUAUGGAAAUGAAUUUGACAAAAGAUUCUUUGUACCUGCUGAAAAAAUUGUGCUUAAUUUUAUCACCCUCAAUAUUGUGGAGGAUUCUAACACUUCUCAUCAGGAUGUAAGUGUAAGGGGGAAAAGCAACGAUGUAUGGGACCUGAAUGAGCCCCUCGAGGACCAGGAGCCACAUCAGGAGGAAAUGGAGGUGAAGAACUCAGGGUAUGCUUUACAUUGGAUGGACAUUUUCUGUGACUCUGAGGAAAGCUCCAAGGGUAUGUCCCUAACCCAGCAAGGGUCCCUGGGUGAAACAAUGGCCACAGAUAAAGCUGCCGUUGGAUGUGAAGAGGCUGUAAGAACUGUUGACAUCUGUGUGGGGACUGGAGAUCAAGAGCUUAGACUGCAGGAAGAGGCAUCCCUUCAAGGACAGUUCUUGGAGCAACAGGCAGCUUUGGCAGACCUGGGCUCCCCAACACCACUGUAUUCCUAUGCCCCUCAGCUGCGAGACUUGGGCCAGCUGUUGCCGAAGCACGUGGAUGCGGAAGAGGAGCCAGGUGAAGAGGCAUCCACCACACUGGUGGACUGGGACCCUCAGACUGGCAGGCUGUGCAUACCGUCCUUCUCUGGCUCUGAACAUGACUCUGAGGGAUGUGAGCAGCCUGAGUAUAAGGAGCUCACAGAAGAAAGCCUCUUGUGUAGACUCUAUGAGGAUCAGGCUCCAGAAGAGUCAUCAGAAGAAAACAAAGCCUAUCUCCUGAAAUUUAUGGAGGACUGGGGAUUACAUGUGCAAAUGGAGGACUAACACCUGAACUUCCCUUUGCCACACCCCUGCUGUUAUGAGGCACAUGAGUACAAACAUAAGAGUGACCAAACAAUAAAGGAUAUGGGAUGAAAGAAGUUGACUCUGA
Messenger RNA from Neogale vison (American mink), 1699 nucleotides. It is a transcript of the gene IL20RA, whose product is annotated as interleukin 20 receptor subunit alpha. Bases 85 to 1593 code for a protein of 502 amino acids. Gene Ontology annotation, molecular function: interleukin-20 binding. The record is from RefSeq and is a predicted model, not a curated record. Lineage: Eukaryota; Metazoa; Chordata; Mammalia; Carnivora; Mustelidae. The transcript is spliced from 7 exons.